UACAAUCCCAUUCUCAUGCUCAUAUAAAUAGCUCGCUAGGGUUUAUGCGCGGAGAUCUCGAGCUCGAGGCUGCCGCCGUCAGAGGAAAUCACAGGGUUUGAGGAGGAAGAGGAGGAGGAUGUCCCAUCGGAAGUUCGAGCACCCGAGGCAUGGAUCCCUUGGAUUUCUCCCGAGGAAGCGGGCUUCCCGCCACCGAGGAAAAGUGAAGUCCUUCCCUAAGGAUGACCCAACCAAGCCAUGCAAGCUUACAGCCUUCCUUGGGUACAAGGCUGGCAUGACCCAUAUCGUCCGUGAGGUGGAGAAGCCAGGGUCGAAGCUUCACAAGAAGGAGACAUGUGAGGCUGUCACAAUCAUUGAAACUCCUCCUUUGGUUGUCGUUGGAGUUGUCGGCUAUGUGAAGACUCCACGUGGCCUUCGCUCUCUCAACACAGUAUGGGCUCAGCAUCUGAGUGAGGAAGUCAGGAGGAGGUUCUAUAAGAACUGGUACAGAUCCAAGAAGAAGGCCUUCACCAAAUACUCGAAGAAAUACGAAACUGAGGAUGGGAAGAAGGAAAUCCAGACCCAGCUUGAGAAGAUAAAGAAAUAUGCUUCUGUUGUCCGUGUGCUGGCCCACACUCAGAUUAGGAAGAUGAAGGGUUUGAAGCAGAAGAAAGCCCAUUUAAUGGAAAUCCAAGUGAACGGAGGAACCAUCGCAGAGAAGGUAGACUAUGCCUACAGCUUCUUUGAGAAGCAAAUCCCAGUUGACGCGGUGUUCCAAAAAGACGAGAUGAUCGAUAUCAUCGGAGUGACAAAGGGUAAGGGUUACGAAGGAGUUGUCACUCGUUGGGGUGUCACUCGUCUGCCCCGAAAGACUCACAGAGGGCUCCGCAAAGUUGCUUGUAUCGGAGCUUGGCAUCCCGCUAGAGUUUCUUUCACUGUUGCUCGUGCUGGGCAGAACGGGUAUCAUCACCGUACUGAGAUGAACAAGAAGGUGUACAAGCUUGGAAAGGCUGGUGAUGAGUCUCAUACCGCUGUUACUGAGUUUGACAGGACUGAGAAGGAUAUCACUCCCAUGGGAGGAUUCCCUCAUUACGGUGUUGUCAAAGAUGACUACAUUUUGAUCAAGGGUUGCUGUGUUGGUCCCAAGAAGAGGGUUGUCACCCUUCGCCAGUCUCUCCUGAAGCAAACCUCUCGUCUGGCUCUCGAGGAAAUCAAGCUCAAGUUCAUCGAUACCUCGUCCAAGUUUGGCCAUGGACGUUUCCAAACCACCGAGGAGAAGCAGAAAUUCUAUGGAAGGCUCAAGGCUUAGAAAAUAUUAUUGGUUCAGUUUUUAUGGAUACUUUUCGCAUAGUAGUGUGGAGUAGAAUUUGUGGUGACUAUUAGUUGUGCCAUUUCAGUUUUUCAAUUUGUUGCUGGAUGAGGAUAUGCUAUUACAUUUUUGCUCUGCGCUCUCAAGUCUGUUUUAGUUGGGAAUCUUGAAAAAUUGAAUUUUUGCUGUUGUCUUAAAUUUUAAA
Molecule: messenger RNA, 1493 nt
Organism: Asparagus officinalis (garden asparagus)
Lineage: Eukaryota; Viridiplantae; Streptophyta; Magnoliopsida; Asparagales; Asparagaceae
Product: 60S ribosomal protein L3
Exons: 7
Coding region: 119-1288 (389 amino acids)
Biological process (GO): ribosomal large subunit assembly; translation
Cellular component (GO): ribosome; cytosolic large ribosomal subunit
Molecular function (GO): structural constituent of ribosome; RNA binding
Source: RefSeq, a predicted model, not a curated record